GGAAGUUACGAUGACUGUAUUUCGCACUUGCCUAGGUAUAUUCAACGUGCCUACCUAUUUGACAGGUGGGUAUCCCUAGGCAAGUGCGUACUGACUGUCAACUGCCUAGCAACCGAUUUAUCGUUUUGGUUGGCCCGUGACGACUUGUUUCCUCCCUCGUCGCCGACCCGACUACGAAAUCUUUUGUGGUGUCUUCUAUUUACACGCUCGGUGCACAAACGUAAACCUUUCUUCCAAUUACAACAACCAAACCUCAAUUUUCAUCACGUCAAACUUCCGUCUUUUUUCGCGACGCAACGUUUGUUCAUCAUGGACAUGCCUGAUAUGCCCGGCAUGGGCUCUUCAUCCUCGAUGAUGAUGGACAUGCCUACUUCAACUGCUACCGCUGCACCCGCAGCCACUUCUAUGACGAUGGGCGGAAUGGGAGGUAUGGGAGGUAUGGACAUGGGCAAUGGAGGCGGCCACAUGUGCAAGAUCUCCAUGCUCUGGAACUGGAACACCGUCGACGCGUGUUUCCUCUCGACUUCCUGGCACAUCAAGUCGAGUGGCAUGUUCGCCGGAUCUUGCAUCGGUGUGAUCCUCCUUGCAAUCACUCUCGAGGGUCUUCGUCGCUCUGUCAAGGAGUAUGACCGUUACCUCAUCCGCAAGAACAUCAGCGGAGGCCUUGUUGCCGUGACCCGAGCCGAGUCGCCCAAGAUCGACCCUCCCACCACUGCCGCUUCGGCCCCCGUGUCGUCGGUCACUCCCAGCGCUGCCUGUGCAGCAAGCUACCGCCCCAAGGUGUGGGAGCAAGCCAUUCGUGCUCUUCUUCACACGGCCCAGUUCAUCGUGGCCUACUUCCUCAUGCUGUUGGCCAUGUACUACAACGGUUACUUCAUCAUCUGCAUCUUCAUCGGUGCGUACAUUGGUAGCUUUGUCUUCCAGUAUGAGAAGCUUGGUGGUGGACAGCAGACCAGCGCUGCCAGUGAAGCGACGGUAUGCUGCGGUUAAGCCUGUGCCCCUGCACCUCUACAAACAACAACGACCUUAGCAAUCUGUUGAUAAACUGCGGCACUGAUGUGAUACCCUUCUUUAUGUGCCCGAGAUGGGAAGGAGGGUUGAGGAAAUCGUGCUUUAUGCCGUGAUGGCUCUUUGAUAAUGAUCGUGCGAUCGUUACGGCUCUUUGAUUCUAUAAAUUCGC
Annulohypoxylon maeteangense is the source of this 1180-nucleotide messenger RNA. Its product is annotated as Ctr copper transporter family-domain-containing protein. Gene Ontology annotation, molecular function: copper ion transmembrane transporter activity. Lineage: Eukaryota; Fungi; Ascomycota; Sordariomycetes; Xylariales; Hypoxylaceae. The transcript has 4 exons. The coding region runs from base 310 to 990 and encodes 226 amino acids. The record is from RefSeq and is a predicted model, not a curated record. Gene Ontology annotation, cellular component: membrane. Gene Ontology annotation, biological process: copper ion transmembrane transport.